Molecule: messenger RNA, 3616 nt
Organism: Coregonus clupeaformis (lake whitefish)
Lineage: Eukaryota; Metazoa; Chordata; Actinopteri; Salmoniformes; Salmonidae
Exons: 3
Coding region: 966-1991 (341 amino acids)
Source: RefSeq, a predicted model, not a curated record
GUACUAGUAUUGUAGUAGUGUAGUACUAGUAUUGUAGUAGUGCAGUACUAGUAUUGUAGUAGCAUAGUACUAGUAUUGUCUGAGUGGAUGGUUCUACUAUAGAUGUAGUCCUGAAGGAACAUGUACGAUGCCUCCACAACACACCACAUCCUAACAAUAUCAGGAUGUUGCAUGAACAUGACAUCCGCGGUGAAUAUCAUGUAGUGUGGACGCAGCUUAAAUCCCAUCUAUCUAACAGGUAGUGGACGCAGCUUAAAUCCCAUCUAUCUAACAGGUAGUGGAUGCAGCUUAAAUCCCAUCUAUCUAACAGGUAGUGGACACAGCUUAAAUCCCAUCUAUCUAACAGGUAGUGGACACAGCUUAAAUCCCAUCUAUCUAACAGGUAGUGGACGCAGCUUAAAUCCCAUCUAUCUAACAGGUAGUGGAUGCAGCUUAAAUCCCAUCUAUCUAACAGGUAGUGGACACAGCUUAAAUCCCAUCUAUCUAACAGGUAGUGGACGCAGCUUAAAUCCCAUCUAUCUAACAGGUAGUGGAUGCAGCUUAAAUCCCAUCUAUCUAACAGGUAGUGGACACAGCUUAAAUCCCAUCUAUCUAACAGGUAGUGGACGCAGCUUAAAUCCCAUCUAUCUAACAGGUAGUGGAUGCAGCUUAAAUCCCAUCUAUCUAACAGGUAGUGGACACAGCUUAAAUCCCAUCUAUCUAACAGGUAGUGGACACAGCUUAAAUCCCAUCUAUCUAACAGGUAGUGGACGCAGCUUAAAUCCCAUCUAUCUAACAGGUAGUGGACACAGCUUAAAUCCCAUCUAUCUAACAGGUAGUGGACGCAGCUUAAAUCCCAUCUAUCUAACAGGUAGUGGACACCGCUUAAAUCCCAUCUAUCUAACAGGUAGUGGACACAGCUUAAAUCCCAUCUAUCUAACAGGUAGUGGACACAGCUUAAAUCCCAUCUAUCUAACAGGUAGUGGAUGCAGCUUAAGUCCCAUCACCAGGAACAUCACAUGACAGGUGGUCCUGAGAGAACAUGUAAGACACCUCCACCAUCCAUCUAUCUAACAGGUAGUGGACGCAGCUUAAAUCCCAUCUAUCUAACAGGUAGUGGACACAGCUUAAAUCCCAUCUAUCUAACAGGUAGUGGACACAGCUUAAAUCCCAUCUAUCUAACAGGUAGUGGACGCAGCUUAAAUCCCAUCUAUCUAACAGGUAGUGGACACAGCUUAAAUCCCAUCUAUCUAACAGGUAGUGGACACAGCUUAAAUCCCAUCUAUCUAACAGGUAGUGGAUGCAGCUUAAAUCCCAUCUAUCUAACAGGUAGUGGACACAGCUUAAAUCCCAUCUAUCUAACAGGUAGUGGACACAGCUUAAAUCCCAUCUAUCUAACAGGUAGUGGACGCAGCUUAAAUCCCAUCUAUCUAACAGGUAGUGGACACAGCUUAAAUCCCAUCUAUCUAACAGGUAGUGGACGCAGCUUAAAUCCCAUCUAUCUAACAGGUAGUGGACACAGCUUAAAUCCCAUCUAUCUAACAGGUAGUGGACGCAGCUUAAAUCCCAUCUAUCUAACAGGUAGUGGACGCAGCUUAAAUCCCAUCUAUCUAACAGGUAGUGGACGCAGCUUAAAUCCCAUCUAUCUAACAGGUAGUGGACGCAGCUUAAAUCCCAUCUAUCUAACAGGUAGUGGACACAGCUUAAAUCCCAUCUAUCUAACAGGUAGUGGACACAGCUUAAAUCCCAUCUAUCUAACAGGUAGUGGACGCAGCUUAAAUCCCAUCUAUCUAACAGGUAGUGGACGCAGCUUAAAUCCCAUCUAUCUAACAGGUAGUGGACACAGCUUAAAUCCCAUCUAUCUAACAGGUAGUGGACGCAGCUUAAAUCCCAUCUAUCUAACAGGUAGUGGAUGCAGCUUAAGUCCCACAUCAAGGAACUGCAUGUGGUCAACACCACCACUAAAGACCCUGACCAUCCCUGUAGACACCACUACUAACCCAUCCCUGUAAUAUCCCACUACUAACCCAUCCCUGUAGACACCACUACUAACCCAUCCCUGUAAUAUCCCACUACUAACCCAUCCCUGUAAUAUCCCACUACUAACCCAUCCCUGUAAUAUCCCACUACUAACCCAUCCCUGUAGACACCACCACUAAAGACCCUGACCAUCCCUGUAAUACACCACUACUAACCCAUCCCUGUAAUACACCACUACUAACCCAUCCCUGUAGACACCACUACUAACCCAUCCCUGUAGACACCACUACUAACCCAUCCCUGUAGACACCACUACUAACCCAUCCCUGUAGACACCACUACUAACCCAUCCCUGUAGACACCACUACUAACCCAUCCCUGUAAUAUCCCACUACUAACCCAUCCCUGUAGACACCACUACUAACCCAUCCCUGUAGACACCACUACUAACCCAUCCCUGUAGACACCACUACUAACCCAUCCCUGUAGACACCACUACUAACCCAUCCCUGUAGACACCACUACUAACCCAUCCCUGUAGACACCACUACUAACCCAUCUCAGUAAUACACCACUACUAACCCAUCCCUGUAGACACCACUACUAACCCAUCCCUGUAGACACCACUACUAACCCAUCCCUGUAAUACACCACUACUAACCCAUCCCUGUAGACACCACUACUAACCCAUCCCUGUAGACACCACUACUAACCCAUCUCAGUAAUACACCACUACUAACCCAUCCCUGUAGACACCACUACUAACCCAUCCCUGUAGACACCACUACUAACCCAUCCCUGUAAUACACCACUACUAACCCAUCCCUGUAGACACCACUACUAACCCAUCCCUGUAGACACUACUACUAACCCAUCCCUGUAAUACACCACUACUAACCCAUCCCUGUAAUAUCCCACUACUAACCCAUCCCUGUAGACACCACUACUAACCCAUCCCUGUAGACACCACUACUAACCCAUCCCUGUAGACACCACUACUAACCCAUCCCUGUAGACACCACUACUAACCCAUCCCUGUAGACACCACUACUAACCCAUCCCUGUAGACACCAGUCCUACCCUCCCCACCCUCAACCCAAACCCUCCUAACCCAGCCCAAACUGGCCUCAUCCCCAUUCCAACCAGUAGCCCACCCACAUCAUGACAUUAUGCUACUGAGGAUGGAGAGAUGAGGGAUCCAGCCCUGACCGUGUUGCUAUGCUGACUAGAGCUGUGUGCUGGUCUAGCUAGUAGUUCCAGUUUCUAUCACCACACCAGGCAGAUACAGAGAGCAGCUAACUAACAGGUGGGCUGUAGAUCGUAUGACCGGUCAGGAAAGGAGACGAGAGAGGAGAGCGUUUCUUGGGAUACCCCUUAGGGAACCAGUGGAGUCCCGCCAACAGCCAGGCUACAAAUCCAACCAAUUCUCCUGGCCUAUUAGAAACCUCCCUAGCACUAGAAUGAUACUGACUGACACUGGAAAGUUGAACCUGUCAUCUGGAAGGAAAGCUUGUACUCUCUCGCCAUAAUAAUGUCUUGAUUCAGUUAUGUUUAUCACCCAUAUAUGUAUGGUAUAGUGGAGGUUACAGUAUGUAUGGUAUAGUGGAGGUUACAGUAUGUAUGGUAUAGUGGAGGUUACAGUAUGUAUGGUAUAGUG